Molecule: messenger RNA, 4652 nt
Organism: Trichomycterus rosablanca
Lineage: Eukaryota; Metazoa; Chordata; Actinopteri; Siluriformes; Trichomycteridae
Gene: smg5
Product: SMG5 nonsense mediated mRNA decay factor
Exons: 22
Coding region: 331-3567 (1078 amino acids)
Biological process (GO): nuclear-transcribed mRNA catabolic process, nonsense-mediated decay
Cellular component (GO): telomerase holoenzyme complex
Molecular function (GO): telomerase RNA binding; protein binding; telomeric repeat DNA binding
Source: RefSeq, a predicted model, not a curated record
CGCUUACGGAAUGCUUGCUGGAACGGGGAAGAUGAAGUUGUGUAUGGGUCAGGACAGCUGACCUGCACCCAACCCGCCUUCAUUUCUGCUUUGCCCCGAUUUUGAGCGGAUGGGUAGAGAGGCUUACAGCAGAGAGAGCAAGCGACUACAGCGAGUCUGUUUUAGUAAACACGGAAAGCGGGGAGCUAGCGAGGAAGCUAAUGUUAGCUUGCUACCUAGCCAGUGGCUAACGUAGAUUAGCAAGGCGAGUGUUAAUCAGUAGCCGGGUUUGGUGCUCUGCAGCUCGGCCUUACUGAUCUACAGCUGACCGGUGACAGGUGGAGCGUUAGGAUGAGUGAACCGGGGCAGGACAGCGAGCCUGAGGCCAAAGUGCUUCACAUCAAGCGCCUGUACAGGGCUGUAGUGGAAUCUGUGCACAAACUGGAUGUGAUCAUCGCCUGUAAAUCUUCAUACAGAGAAGUGUUCAAACCAGAGAACAUCAGUCUGAGGAACAAGCUGCGUGAGCUGUGCGUAAAGCUGAUGUUCCUGCACCCGGUCGACUAUGGGCGCAAGGCAGAGGAGUUGCUAUGGAGGAAGGUCUACUACGAGGUCAUCCAGGUCAUCAAGACCAACAAAAAGCACAUCCACAGCCACAGUGCUCUAGAAUGUGCCUACAGGACCCACCUGAUUGCUGGAGUGGGCUUCUACCAGCAUCUCCUGCUCUAUAUCCAGUCCCACUACCAGCUGGAGCUGCAGGACUGCAUCGACUGGACACACGUCACUGACCCGCUCAUUGCUCCUAAGAAGCCUGUGUCUGCCACACCAAAGGAAAUGGAAUGGGCACAGAUGGCGUGUCAUCGAUGUCUAGUGUAUUUGGGUGACCUUGCGCGCUAUCAGAAUGAACUGGCGGGUGUGGAGGCUGAGCAACUGGCUGAGCGCUUCUACCACCAGGCCCUGUCUGUUUCACCUCAUAUUGGAAUGCCUUUUAAUCAGCUUGGUACACUGUCUGGAAGUAAAUUUUAUAAUGUGGAAGCUACAUACUACUACCUGCGCUGUAUUCAGUCGGAGACUCCCUUUGAAGGAGCCUACGGAAACCUGAAGCGGCUGUUUGACAAAGCAGCCAAGAUGUACCACCAGGUGAAAAAACAAGAGAUCAAGAAACCCUCUUCCUCACGCCAGAGAUCAAAAGACAUUAAACACCUUCUGGUGAGCUUCAUGUAUCUUCAGAGUUUUCUCCAACCCAAGAACAGUGUGAUGGAGACUGAGCUGACUUCACUUUGCCAGUCCGUACUUGAGGAUUUUAACUUGGUGCUGUUUUACCAGCCCACACCAAGCAAUGGCAGCCAGUCCGUCAACGAGGAAGAGGAUGAGCACGAUCAGUCCUGCACCGUACUGCCUGACAGCUUAGUCUUUAAAAUGGUGGUAAUUUGCCUAAUGGUGGUACACAGCCUAAAAAGAGGAGGUUCGAAGCAGUAUAGCGCCUCAAUAGCCUUUACGCUUGCACUUUUUUCACAUCUUGUAAACCAUGUAAAUAUUCGGCUACAAGCCGAGCUGGAGCAAGGAGAGAGUGAGGUUCCUCCAUUACAGCCUGACAUCGCAGAUGAAGCUGAUGCCAUGGAUCAGGUAACCACGCUUCCCUCAGCGGAACGACCCCUCCAAAAUGGUUCCCUCGAAGAGGAUGACGAAUAUGACGAGAAUGACGAAGACGAGAAGACUGCAGCAUCUCCUAAGAAAGACUCUGUGAAGAAAGGAAGCACAGAGAAGCCAAAACCAAAAAGGAAAUACUCUCGCUUGUCCAUGCUGCGCCGGCGGCGAUGUGCUCGCGGCGAGGACGAGAGCGAUCUGAGCGAGGGCUUCGAAAGUGACGAAGAUGAGGACGAAGAUCCUCAAAGACCUGACGGCCAGGGUGUCCCAGCAAACUCUGUGGGAAAAGAGGGGCAGAGGGAUGCCCCGGGUGAGCGGGCUUGGGAAAGUGGUUCUGAGGAGGAGGGUGGCACGGCCUUUGAUGUUGAAACCGACUCUGACAUGAACAGCCAGGAGUCGCGCUCGGACCUGGAAGACAUGGAAGAUGCGGCGAGCCCGGAGCAGCAACAGGAGGAGGAGGGCGAGGUGAGGACGCGUCCAUCCCGGAACGAAGGUGCCACACCACCUGCCACCAACGGUCCCCUGCUGUCCACCGAUCCCAGCAUCAGCAGCAACCUGCAGGCCAUGUCUUCUCAACUGUUCCAGUCCAAGCGCUGCUUCCGUCUGGCACCCACUUUCAGCAACGUUCUGUUAAGACCCUCAAACGCUUCAACCCCAACCCCUGACUCAGAUCCUGCCCCUACGCCAGAAUCCACCCCCACUCCUAAGGACACACUCAGUAACAUGAGUACAGAAAUUGUUAAUGGAACAAAUGAUGAUGAUGCUGAGUCGGUGGACAGUGAGCACAGCAAUCAGUCAUAUCACAGUGAGAAAACACUAUCAGAGAAACUAGAUAUCCUCACUAACCAAGGGCUCAUUCAGGUGGUAAAGGUCUUCUUGGACUGGUUGAGGACAAACACAGACAUCAUUCUCAUGUGUGCACAGAGUUCUCAGAGCUUGUGGAAUCGCCUUUCUGUGCUGCUGAAUUUGCUGCCUGAUGGGAAAAAAGUUUUGGAAGCAGAUCUGGGGCUGAAGACGGAGGUCAGAGAGCUGCUGACCCAGAGUGAGCAGCCGGAUAUGGUCCAGACGGUUUUGCUCCCGGAAGACCAGGCGCUCCGACACCUGCCCGCUCUUAACCUUGCACAUCGGCGCCUUGAUUUUACUCGCCACAGGGCUAGCCUAAGCCCACUGCAGGAGUGUGUGGUGCGCUUGUGUUGCAUUCGCAGCUUCGGCCACUUUCUCACCAGUCUCCAAGGCAAUGUGCUGCAUUUCAAUCCAGAGGCCGGCAUUUUUACCAGCAUCAGCCAAUCAGAACAGGAGAACAUGGUUCAGCAGGCGAAGGCCCAGUUCCGCAUGGCUGAAGAGGAGGCGCGCAGGAACAGGCUGAUGAGGGACAUGGCACAACUGCGUCUGCAGUUGGAGGUGUCACAGCUGGAGGGCAGUCUUCAGCAGCCCAAGGCCCAGUCAUCCAUGUCUCCGUACUUAGUGCCCGACACUGGCGCUCUGUGCCAGCACCUGAACCUGCUGAGACAUCUGGCAGCCAGUGGCUGCUUUAUCAUCAUAAUUCCUCGCACAGUAAUUGAUGGACUUGACGUCCUGAAGAAGGAACAACCUGGUGCGAGAGACAGCAUCCGAUUUUUGGAAUCUGAGUUUCGAAAGGGGAAUCGAUAUAUUCGCUGUCAGAAAGAGUCUGGGCGGAGCUUUGAGAGGGAUAAGCUGAAACGACAGGACAUUGAAGCCUGGCACCUUUACAAAAUGGUUGAUAGCUGCCGCCAGCUGACGGGCUUUCAGAGUGGAGGAGAUGAGGACACAGCGGGCAUGGUGACCAUCCUGACGGCACACACAGUCGAGGAACUGGCAGACCGAUCCGCUCCCAUGAAGUUGGCCAUUCAGGCGGUGGCGUCGGCGGGGAUGGAGCUGAAGAACAUUGUGGAGUUCUACCAGCAGUGGAAGGAAAUGGGCUGAAGGAGACCGAGGGACAGGGGACCAGCCCGGCACUCAGCUAAUCACACAUCAGCUCCCUCUCUCUUUCUCUGUCUCGACCAUUUUAUCGCUCUGUCUGUGUGUAAACAUUGAGAACGUAGAGAAGGAGAGAUGGAGGCUGUGUAACUGUUCAGAGAAAGGAAAGGUCAGAAGCGUCCUCGAGCCCAACAAAGAACGCAAACUCCCAAAAGGGUUGAAGUUAGAGAUGCAACACUGUAUAAGUGAGCCUGGUUUAAUCACAACCAGAAAAAAUGAGUGAAUGUAUCGAGAGAAACACACACAAGUGCGCACGCCAGAGCACACACACACACACACACACACAAGAUAAAUCCAUACAUACAUAUAUAAAUAGAUCAAAGUUCUGACUUUUGAUUUCCUUUUUUCCUGUGUUCUUGUUGGGAGAUUUGUGUCUGUCUGUGUUUAGUGGGACGACGAUAACCAGCGAGCAGACAUUUCAUCCCUGACUUCAUUCAUAUCUGUAUCUGGUAUCUGCAAAGAAACUCCUGGAUCAAAGAUUCACAAAGGACUCACUCAAUAGACGCACUUAAGAUUCACUCAGUAGACGCACACUUGUUUUGGAUACUUUUCUUUGCUAUGUGGCUGCUUAUUUGCUGUGUUUUUGUGAUUAAGGUAUCGUGAUUAUCUGUUCAUGCAGACAUGAUGUAAAGAUGUAAAGGAAGAUGGUUGGUUUUAUUUGAUUUUAUUUUUCUAUGUCGUCAUGUGUUCUUGCCUUCGAAUGCUGUGCUGAUUUCGGGAGUGACUGGAACGGGCUCAGUGCCUUGUAGAGGUCUAGAUGUUUCCGAUCUUUCUUCCUCUGGUUUCGUUUGCUGUUUAGAAUGUGGUUCAGCACAAAUGAGGAUGGGGCUCACCUUCAUCUGGCCCUGAUUUCUCAGCUCCCACGUUAAUCACUAACGUGUGAAAGUAGUUCUGUUUAACCCAAAACAUGAACUCUGGUUGUUUACCAUCACAGCGCCAUAGUCAUCGUCCCACAUUACAUAGCGCAAAGAAAAGUGAUGGAUGUGUGAGGCCAUGCAUAAAAUAAUUAAAGCAAAACAACGUUCAUCAAA